CCACCCCCCCCUCCCAACCCCACCCCUCCAAAACACACACACACAGAAGAGGUUCAGUAAUGCUGUCCUGAGAGGAUGUGAGGGAAGCCCCGGGCGGGAGGAAGUGCCGGCAUCUUCGUCCACUCAUCUGUGCAUCAGCCACAGCCAAAGUUCUUUCGGGCGGCCCCCGCCCCCGGAAGACGUCGCACCCAUGUGGGAGGAGGCUCUGUGGACCCGGGGACGCUACCUGCUGGAGAAGAGCGAUGGGGGCGAGAGCGGCGAGGGGCCCGACGGCCCGGGAGCCGAGGGCUGCCCGGGUUUCCCGGGGGGCGAGGCGCGCGCCGAGGGCGAGAAGCGCCAGGACUGGCUGUACGAGUCCUACUACAGGAUGAGCCAGCAGCAUCCGCUCAUCGUCUUCCUGCUGCUCAUCGUCAUGGGAACCUGCCUGGCGCUGCUGGUGGUCUUCUUCGCCUCGGGGCUGAAGACCGAGGACCAUCUGACCUUUCUGAUCACGGUGCCCACGGCCCUGUUCCUCUUCCUGUCCAUCUUCAUCCUCGUCUGCAUCGAGUCCAUUUUCAAGCGCAUGCUCCGCCUCUUCUCCCUCCUAAUAUGGGCGUGUCUGGUCACCAUGGGUUACCUGUUCAUGUUCUCCGGAGGGAUCCUCAGUCCCUGGGACCAGGUCUCCUUCUUCCUGUUCAUCGUAUUUGUCGUGUACACCAUGCUGCCCUUCUCCAUGAGAGGCGCCAUCUUGGCCAGCGCGCUCACCUGCUUGUCCCACACCGUCACCCUCAGCAUCUGUUUGGCCUCCGCCGCCAAGGACGUGGAAGCCCUCGUCUGGCAGAUCCUGGCCAACGUGAUCAUCUUCACCUGCGGUAACUUAGCGGGGGCGUACCACAAGCACCUGAUGGACCUGGCCCUCAAGCAGACCUACCAGGACACCUGCAACUGCAUCAAGUCCCCCAUCAAGCUGGAGUUCGAGAAGCACCAGCAGGAGCGUCUGCUCUUGUCGCUGUUGCCGUCUCACAUCGCCCGAGUGAUGAAAGCCGAGAUCAUCCAGCGGCUUCAGGGCCCGAAGUUCGGCCGCACCGAGAGCGGCAACAACUUCCACAACCUCUACGUGCAGCGCCACACCAACGUCAGUAUUCUUUACGCGGACAUCGUGGGCUUCACCAGGCUGGCCAGCGACUGCGCACCGGGGGAGCUCGUCCACAUGCUCAAUGAACUCUUUGGAAAGUUCGACCAGAUCGCAAAGAGGGUUCGUCCUCAUCGGGGUCGAAUAACAAAGUCGACUUUUGGCCAGAGGCGAGGAAAACGAGUGCAUGCGGAUCAAGAUCCUGGGAGACUGCUAUUAUUGUGUGUCUGGUCUGCCGGAAUCUCUGCCUCACCACGCGAGGAACUGUGUGAAGAUGGGCUUGGACAUGUGAAGGUUCGAGAUGCCACCAGGGUCGACAUUAACAUGCGCGUGGGCGUUCACUCCGGGAACGUCCUGUGCGGCGUGAUCGGCCUCCGCAAGUGGCAGUACGACGUGUGGUCACAUGACGUGACGCUCGCCAAUCACAUGGAGGCGGGAGGUGUGCCAGGGAGGGUGCACAUUUCUUCGGUGACGCUGGAGUACCUGAAGGGCUCCUAUAAGGUGGAGCCGGGAGACGGACAGAGUCGGGACUCUUACCUGAAGGAACACGGAGUGGCCACCUUUCUGGUCAUCAAUCCCAAAACGGAGAAGCACAGCCCCGUGCUGGGCUUACGCUCUCGCCCGUCCCUGGACGGCGGCAAGAUGCGGGCGUCCGUACGCAUGACCCGCUACCUGGAGUCGUGGGGGGCCGCCAAGCCCUUCGCCAACCUCCACCACCGCAUGAGCACGGACAACGGCAAGAUCAACACCACGGAUGUUCCAAUGGGGCUGUACCACUUCCAGCGGCGAGAGAGGUCCAAGUCGCAGAGGAGGAGGUUUGAAGAAGAACUUAACGAGCGGAUGAUUCGUACCAUUGACGGCAUCAACUCACAGAAACAGUGGCUGAAGUCAGAGGACAUCCAGAGGAUCUCAUUGUUCUUUCACAACAAAGCCCUGGAGACCGAGUACAGAUCCACGACCCUGCCCGCGUUCAAGUACUACAUCACGUGCGCCUGCCUCAUCUUCUCCUGCAUAUUCAUCGUGCAAGUCCUCGUCUUGCCCAAAACUGCCGUACUGGGGAUCUCCUUCGGCCUGGCCUUCUUGCUGUUGGCUCUGAUCUUGGUUCUUUGCUUUGCCGGUCACGUUCUGCAAGGACGAAAGGGAUCGGUGUGUUCGUUCCCUUGGUUGAACACGUCGUCCCGCAUCAUCGUCACCAACAAUCCCUGGCUGCGAUUGGUCCUCACCAUGACGACCACCGCCCUCAUCCUUGUCAUGGCCGUCUUCAACAUGUUCUUUGUGGAAGAUCCUGGGAGAUCCAAGGAGGAUGUUUCAGCAUCGGCUUCCUCUGAAGGCGUCCUAGUCGGUCCCCCCGGGAAUCUAACCAACGGCACCGUGUCUGACUUGCAGUCGCAGCUGGCAAGGGAGAGCCGGUUUUAUCUACCGUACUUCAUCUACUGCUGUAUUCUGGGCCUGGUGUCGUGCUCGGUCUUCCUGAGGAUCAACUACGAGCUGAAGAUGGUGGUGAUGCUGGUGGCCCUGGUGAUCUACAACGUCAUCAUCCUCCAGACGCACGCCUCGCUGCUCGACGGCUUCAGCAAAGCGUCGUAUCCCACCCAAGUUCUGGACAGACCAGGAAUCCUGAAGGACUUGAAGACCAUGGGCUCUGUUUCCCUCUUCAUCUUCUUCAUCACGCUGCUGGUGUUGGCUAGACAGAAUGAAUAUUACUGUAGGUUGGACUUCCUGUGGCGGGACAAGUUCAAGCGGGAGUGCGAGGAGAUCGAAACCAUGGAGAAUCUCAACCGGGUCCUGCUGGAGAACGUCCUCCCCGCCCACGUGGCCGAACACUUCCUGGGACGCAACUGGAAGAACGAGGACCUUUACCAUCAGUCGUACGACUCCGUGUGCGUGAUGUUCGCCUCCAUCCCGGACUUCAAGGAGUUUUACACCGAGUCCGACGUCAACAAGGAAGGACUCGAGUGCCUCCGUCUCCUCAAUGAGAUCAUUGCGGAUUUUGACGAGCUGCUUUCGAAGCCAAAGUUCAGUGGAGUGGAGAAAAUUAAGACCAUCGGGAGUACCUACAUGGCGGCCACCGGACUCAACCUGACACCGGGACCGGAGUGCGCACAGGAACAUGACCGACAAUACAUGCACAUCGGCACCAUGGUGGAGUUUGCCUUCGCUCUGGUCGGCAAACUCGACGUCAUCAACAAACAUUCCUUCAAUGAUUUCCGACUGAGAAUCGGGAUAAAUCACGGACCGGUGAUUGCGGGGGUCAUCGGCGCUCAGAAACCUCAAUAUGACAUCUGGGGAAACAGCGUGAAUGUGGCCAGUAGGAUGGAGACCACGGGGGUUCUGGGCAAAAUCCAGGUGACGGAAGAGACGAGCGAGAUCUUAUCCACGCUGGGCUACAUGUGCUCGUGUCGAGGCAUCAUCAAUGUGAAGGGCAAAGGGGAGCUGAAAACCUACUUUGUCCACACCGAGAUGACCCGAUCGCUGUCGCAAGGCACCGUCAUGCCUUGAAUGGAUUUUUUUUUUUAAAAAAACAAAAACAAAACAAAAACAAAAAAACACUCUAAUAGACUUAACACAACACAAAGUGGCAUUAGCGACCAUCGGUCAUGCUCUGGAAGUACAAGUCAUUAGACGAGGCCCCCGCGUCUCACUGGACAAACAACUGUGAAGACCGCGCUAUUGUACGAUGUCAUUGAAGGUCACUCCCCGGGUGUUUGGCCCCCCUUACGCCCACCACCACUCCAGUGUAGAAGACAGCUCGCUCUCCGAGGAGAGAUGUUUGCUAUAUUGCUGCAGCUCUCAAGGAGCGCAGUCAAGCGUUAAUAUACAAAAGUAUUGUGGAGCUAAUUAGCCGUGCCGGUGUUGCGAGCAGCGCUUCGUGGCGCUAUAAAUAGAAUACACUCCGCGGACAAAACAAACCAAUUCAUUUUUUUACCAAGGUUGGAAUGCACCCAAGCUUGGAGUCUAAUUUAAUUGUAAAUCGAGCAAUUUUAGGACUUGGACUGGGCUCAAAUUGACGCCACUCAACCCUUGCACAUUUUAAAUGGUAGCAGACUUUUUGGGUGAAUUUCAAAAACCUCACGUUGGGAUAUUCGAUACAUGCGCCGGUUUACGAAAUAACCAACGUCGGUCUAACCCGCACAGUUGCGCCACCCGGAUACUAUUUUCACAAAAAUAGACCCCUUUGUGGUUAAUUCUCUGAGACCGCCACCAUUUUUUUUCCCCUUCCACGUUCACUUCCUGUAGGAGUUUUGUCCACGCAAUGUAUUUUGAUGGCCAGGCCGCCCUGUGAGCCGAUGUGCUCACUGUUUUAAUCCAACCGAAUGUUAGAUUACUUUGUUCCCACACUGACAGGUAGUUUGAAUGUGAUUUAAUGUAAUUAGUUUUAGAGACAUUGUUGGAAGAGUCGCUGGGUCGAGAACAAAAGUAGAUUGUUGCCCCCUUGAAGCAAACAUGCUGCACUGUGUUUUCAUGUUCCCAUGCUGCCACCCUUUUGGUAUUCAUUAAAUAUUUGUAU
Messenger RNA from Syngnathoides biaculeatus (alligator pipefish), 4619 nucleotides. It is a transcript of the gene adcy2b, whose product is annotated as adenylate cyclase 2b (brain). The transcript has 26 exons. Gene Ontology annotation, biological process: cAMP biosynthetic process; adenylate cyclase-activating G protein-coupled receptor signaling pathway; adenylate cyclase-inhibiting G protein-coupled receptor signaling pathway. The record is from RefSeq and is a predicted model, not a curated record. The coding region runs from base 191 to 3610 and encodes 1139 amino acids. Gene Ontology annotation, molecular function: adenylate cyclase activity. Gene Ontology annotation, cellular component: plasma membrane. Lineage: Eukaryota; Metazoa; Chordata; Actinopteri; Syngnathiformes; Syngnathidae.